This is a messenger RNA of Calliphora vicina (urban bluebottle blowfly), 2096 nucleotides long. It is a transcript of the gene GrlHz, whose product is annotated as Gustatory receptor-like Holozoa. The transcript is spliced from 6 exons. The record is from RefSeq and is a predicted model, not a curated record. Lineage: Eukaryota; Metazoa; Arthropoda; Insecta; Diptera; Calliphoridae. Bases 73 to 1713 code for a protein of 546 amino acids.
GCAUUUAACACAAAAAAAAAACAUAAUAAAUACAAUAUUAAAAAAAUCGGUACAAAUAGUGAAAUAAACAAAAUGUUACGGACUAAUGCUAUAGUUACAGAUUGGGAUGGACAAAUAACAGUUCUCGAACGUCAAGAUCUUCCUUUAUUAUAUAGAGACAACAUAAAUGAACAACAAGUAGACUCCAUACAAAUAAGAAAUGGUAUUGAAAAUAUUUCACAAACAACUUCUAAACCGACAAUAAACACAGAAAAUAGUAUUGAAAAACAACGAAACAUUCACAAAUCUAGUUCUUCUUGUAAUCACAAUACAAUAGAUCACAGAGACGCAAUCAUCUACGGAGCCAUUUCCGAAUCUCUAACAGGAAGAUAUGGGAUUCAUGGUGACUUAGGUCAACCCUCAUCCGCAAGAAUUGGACCUUAUUACCAACAAGCAAUAAGCGGUUCUUCAAUGUUGGGCGAUAGUAUUUCAGAAAUUAUGACAGACGACUAUCAAAAUGAUCACGAACCAACAUCAGCAAUUCUCGAUUACUGUAAGAGAAAAGUGUUGCGUCCAUACGUUGCUAUCCUGUCAUUGGUGGGAUUAAAUCCGAUCUCAACAGAUACAACCAAAUGUCGAACAUACUUAAGCUAUUUGCAAUGCUGUAUUUUGGUAAUUGUUUUAGUAUUUGGUUAUUUUUUGCAGUAUUUAUCAGCGUAUCGAGGUGAUCGUGGUUUUUCUACGAAUCGUAAACAUGAGGAAUCGAUAUUUGAAUCAAAAAACGUAUCAGCCUAUACAAUUGGUGAGCUGUUUUUUGGUUUUAUAAUACCCUGUUUCUUGGAUAUUGCUGGAUACAUUUCAGCAGUAAUAAUAUGCAAAUUCAUUGAUCACGAACAAUUGCAAAACCUCAUUGAACGCACAUUUCUUAUGUCAAUGCAGCCAAAAAAACUAUCUAGGGUUGUCUGGCGGCACAUAGCGGCUGCGUUCAUUCUGAAUUGCUGCUUGUAUGCAUACUAUGUGCCAGUGGUUUUUUUACAGUCACCUAUUAUUCAAUCCAACUGGUUCGGUGUUUUGGAAACGGAAUGGGAAUUACUUGUAAAGAUAGCCCUGUUGGUAACAUUGUCAGUUCAAAAUUUAAUUGAGAUAAUCAUCUUAAGCAGCUAUUGUAUUGAAUGUUAUUUGUUGAAGGUCCAUUUAUUAACAUUGUCGCAGAAGCUGUUGCUGCAUUCUAUAGAUUCAGUUGAAUGGAUGAGGGAAAUCCUUCAAUUUCGGAAAUUACUCGAACGACUUAACAACAAUGUGUCGUUGCCAGUGUCGUUCUUUGUGAUCAUGAAUUUAACCUAUGCGUUCGCUGGAUUUGUUUAUAUGUUCAAAGACUUUGACUUCAAUUACUGUGCCAUGAAAACCGUAAUUUUAAACUUUACAAAUGUUUUAUUAUGGUUAAUAUUGGGGUUAUUGCCUUUUUUUACUGCCGCAUCGUUAACUCAGGUAUGCCAAUCAGUAAGAAGCAAUGGUCAUCAGAUACGAAUAAGACCAUUCGUUUACCAUAAUACAUCUUCAGAGGACCUUAAUUCGAUGUUGAUAUUUUCAUCGACCCUGGAUAUGUCGGCUAAACUGUUUCGCAUGCCCAUACAAUUCAAUUACAUUUGUUUUGCAGUUCUUAUUAUAUCAGUUGUUAUUUUAACAUUGGGAAUGUGUUUUAAUCUUUCAUUAUUCGGUAUUCCCAAAUUGUAAAACAGUAGUUUUGACUUACCUGCCUUUCACUUAAGAGCAUUUUGCAUAUAAGUUUUAUUUUGUAUAUUUAUUUUACCAAACUCCAUAUAAAUUCGUUAAUUUAAGUGCAUUGUACCUGUGCAUAUCUGUACAUUUAAGAUAAGUGCAUAAUAAUCAUUGAACCAUGUAAAAAAUUAAAUCAAAAAGAAAAAAAAAUGUUUUUGAAUAAAAAAUUAUGUUGUAAAGUUCUUACUAAUUUUAAAGCUUCAUGUAAAUUAUUUGCUGUUAGCUGCUUUUUGGGCAGUAAACUUAAAUUCACUUACCUGCGCAAAAUAUCGUGCAAAAGUUGGUUGUGCAGGUAUGUAGGUCAAAAUUACUGUAUUAUAAAUAUAUAUGGGGGAUUC